Messenger RNA from Acanthosepion pharaonis, 1908 nucleotides. Lineage: Eukaryota; Metazoa; Mollusca; Cephalopoda; Sepiida; Sepiidae. The record is from the annotation of a GenBank genome assembly.
AUGCUCUUUCUCCAUUAUUUUCAUUCUACGUCCUUUUUCAUCAUAAUUCUCUUCUUCAUAAUUUUUUCGUCUUGUCCUUUUUCCUUUUCAUUCUUUUUAACUUCAUCCUUUUUUCUUCUUCGUUCUCUUUUUUUAUUCUUUUCUUUCUUUAUCGCUUUUUUCUUCAAAUGUUAUUCUUUCUGCUUAACGUUCUUUAUUUAUUUCUUACUUCAGAUGUUCUUCUUCUGGUUGACCUUCUUCAUUCACUUCUUUCUUCAGGUAUGUUCUUCUUUACGCUUAACCUUCUUUAUUCACUUCUUUCUUCAGAUAUUCUUCUUUCGGAUUAGCGUUCUUUAUUCACUUCUGUCUUUCGAUAUGUUGUUCUUUCUGCUUAGCCUUCUUUAUUCACUUCUUUCUUCAGAUGAUCUUCUUUUCGCUUAUCCUUCAUUAUUCACAUCUUUGUUUCGAUGUCCCUCUUUCUGCUUAACCUUCUUUCUUAACUUCUUUUUUCAGAUGUUCUACUUCCGGCUUAAUCUUAUUUAUUCACUUAUUUUUUCAUAUGUUCUUCUUUCUGCUUAUCCUUCUUUAUUCACUUCUUUCUCUAGAUGUCCUUCUUCCGGCUUAACCUUCUUUAUUCACUUCUUCCGAUGUUCUUUCUGCUUCGCCUUCUUUAUUCACUUCUUUCUUCAGAUGUUUUUCUUUUUGCUUAACCUUCUUUAUUCACUUCUUUCUCUAGAGAUGUUCUCUUUUCUGCUUAGCCUUCGUGAUUUCUUUAUUUCUUCAGAUGUUCUUCUCUCUGCUCAUCCUUCUUUGUUCAUUUCAUUCUUUCGUUAUUCUUCUUUCUGCUUAGCCUUCUUUAUUCACUUCUUUCUUCAGAUGUUCUUUCUGCUUAGCCUUCUUUAUUCACUUCUUUCUUCAGAUCCUUCUUUAUUCACUUCUUUCUUCAGAUGUUCUUUCUGCUUAGCCUUCUUUAUUCACUUCUUCAGAUGUUCUUUCUGCUUAGCCUUCUUUAUUCACUUCUUUCUUCAGAUGUUCUUUCUGCUUAGCCUUCUUUAUUCACUUCUUUCUUCAGAUCCUUCUUUUAUUCACUUCUUCAGAUGUUCUUUCUGCUUAGCCUUCUUUAUUCACUUCUUUCUUCAGAUGUUCUUUCUGCUUAGCCUUCUUUAUUCACUUCUUUCUUCAGAUGUUCUUCUUUCCGCUUAUCUUUCAUUAUUCACUUCAUUGUUUCGAUGUCCUUUUUUCUGCUUAACCUUCGUUAUUAACUUCUUUUUUCAGAUGUUCUACUUCCGGCUUAAUCUUCUUUAUUCACUUCUUUCUUCAUAUACUUCUUUAUUCACUUCUUUGUUUCGAUGUCCUUCUUUCUUCUUAACCUUCUUUAUUAACUUCUUUUUUCAGAUAUUCUUCUCUCGGCUUGACAUUCUUUAUUCACUUCUCUCUUCCUUCUUCAAAUGUUCCUUUCUUCCUUCUUCAAAUUAUCUUCUUUAUUUCUUCUUAGUUCUUCUUCGUUUAUUCACUUCUUUGUUCAGAUGUUCUUCUCCCGAUGUUCUUUCUUCUCAGCGUUCUAUAUUAACUUCUUUCUUCAGAUGUUCUUCUUUAUGCUUAGCCUUCUUUAUUCUCUUAUUUCUGCCGAUGUACUUCUUGCUUAGCCUUCUUUAUUCACUUCUUUCUUUCGAUGUUCUUCUUUCUGCCAAGACUUCUUAUUCACUUCUUUCUUUCGAUGUUCUUUUUCUACUUAACCUUCUUUUUUCAUUUCUUUCUUCUGAGACUUUUCUCUAUUUCAGAUAUCCAGCCUCUUUCCCUCUUAGCAUUUUCUCCCGCCCAGCCGACCGCCACUCCGACAACCUAAUCGUGUCCUCUUCGACAUCUUCCUUCACCCUCGUUCGACAUGACCCUCCCUCAUCACUGCUCAGGAAAUCAAUUUCAGAAUAA